AUGGCCUCAGCUGCGGCCUAUUCGGCUUCGACCGUUUUCACGUUAAUUGGCGUGGCAUUGAUUGCCAUUGCUGGAUUCACCGACAAUUGGGCUGAAUAUUCGGUAAACUUUUUAAAUUUUACUAUUUGUAAAGAAAGUUUUUGCUAUUUUUUGUUUUGUAAAUAAAGUUCUUGCCAUUUUAAGUUUUGUAAAGAAAGUUCUUGCAAUUUUUUUGAUUUGUAAAGAAAGUUCUUGCCAUUUCAACUUUUGUAAAGAAAGUUUCUGCUCAAAGACCACCAAAUACCCGAAUUUUUGACAUUCCAUAUUUGGAACAGACGGAGAUAAGAGACAAUGAUUAAAGACCCGUCCUUGACCCACUUAUGUUCUUUUUUACGUCGUAACAAAACAAAACAUGUCGAUUGCCUCAAAUUUUACGUGGUAAAACUACAAGUUUUUAUGUUUUCAAUAGUAAAACGUUUUUUUAAAAGUUUUUAUUGCAAAAACUUUAUUUACAAAACAAAAAGUGGCAAGAACAUUAAAAAAUAGAAAAUACCAAAAAAUGGGGCCCAUCGUAUAACUUGUCACUGGCUCGCUGCAAAACUUACAAAUAUUGUUUUUUCUAGUUAAAACAGCAACAACUUUCUUUACAAAACGAAAAAUUGCAAGAACUUUCUUUACAAACCAUAAAAUGGCAAGAAUUUUCUUUGCAAGACAAAAAAUCGCAAGAUCUUUUUUUACAAAGCCUGAACAAACACGAAAUAGCAUUUCUCAUAUAACCUGUCACCCGCAGGCUGCAAAAUUCAUAAAUAUUGCCUUCGGAGAUAAAAAUGGCAAGAACUUUCUUUACAAAAAGAAAAAUAGCGAGAACUUUCUUUACAAAUUAAAAAAUGGCAAGAACGUUCUUUACAAAACAAAAAACGGCAAGAACUUUCUCUACAAAUUAAAAAUGGCAAACGCUCUCUUUACAACUUCUAUUUUUCAGGUCCUCCGCCGAAACCUGCCUUCAUUAGUGAAGAAAGGCACCGAUCUCAAUGAAAUCAUCUAUUUUCCUCGUAACUACGGUCUCUUCCACGUAUGUUUCCCAGACGAUGUGCCAUCUGGAAUCGGUUCAAUCUCGAAAUUUGGCCAAAACUGUGCCCAAAACCCUGAUAUGAAGGCCAAUCAGACGAUGAGAGAGCGCUUCAGCACAGUACAAUCACAACACUUUUACUUUUUGUGGGCUAAUGUUAUUUGCUAUGGUGCUGGAUUGGCAUGUGCGCUGGUUGGACUAUUCAUUGGAUGUGUUGGGUGUUUGAAGAAGAGCUCGAGGUUGACAUUGUUCACUGGUUUUGUCAUGUUCUUUGUUGGUAAGUUGGAGGAAAUUGGUCAUUUUUUUGAGUUGGAAAGAAAGUUUUUGCCAUUUUUUUCAUUGUAAAGAAAGUUCUUGCCAUUUUUAUUAGAAAGAACAUUAUUUGUGGGUUUUGAAGCUUGCGGGUGACAUGUUAUACGAUGGGUCGCAGAUAAUUGCAAUUUUAUUAUUUGUAAAGAAAGUUUUUGCCAUUUUGUGUUUUGUAAACAAAGUUUCUGCAAUUUUUAGCGCUGUAAAGAAUGUUCUGGUCCGUUUUUAGAUUUGAAACAAACUUUUUUCUGUUUUUACUUCAUAUUUUUGAGCUGUGCAGGCUGCGGGUGACAAGUUAUACGAAAAAUUACAAUUUUUGAUAUUUUUGAAAGUUGGAAAGAAAGUUCUUCCUACUUUUUGCUCUGUAAAGAAAGUUUUUGCUAUUUUUUAAAGAAAAGUUCUUAUUUAGGACUUGUGAACGCUGCGGGUGACAAGUUAUACGACGAAUAAUGUUUUUUUGUUUUUUAAGCCUUGUGAAGCAAGUUUUUGCUGUUUUUUGCUUUGUAAAGAAAGUUCUUGCUAGUUGGAGGAAAUUCGUCAUUUUUUGAGCUGUAAUAAAAGUUCUUGCCAUAUUUUGAUCUGUAAAGAAACUUCUUGCAAUUUUUUUGCUUUGUAAAGAAAGUUCUUGCCAUUAUUUGUCUUGUAAAGAAAAUUCCUGUUAUUUUGUCUUUUGUAAACAAAGUUCUUGCCAUUUUUCUCUAAUUUCAACUAUUUCAGUGCUAUGCCAAGUCGCAGCGAUAGCCCUCUUCCAUUGGAUCCAAUACCAAGAACGUCAUAUGUUAGAAAUGUCACCGUACUAUCGUUCCUGGCAGUCGGUGCUGAAACAGAACACCAGUUUCGCCUAUGGCUGGUCUUACAUUACUGCGUGGAUUGGAGUAAUUUUCCUGUUGAUUGGAGCCAUUACCUUGGUAUUGGCCUACCGUAGCCUGAAGCAGUGUAAAGAGAAGUCGUAUAAGGCUAAGGCUGAGGCGUUGUAUGCUCAGCACUAUGAUAAGGCCAUGAUGCCGUAUGGUGGUGCUUACAGUCCGUACGACAUAUACUCGACGUACUAUGGUCAUUAUCCGACUAUGCCGGCAGCGCCUGGUUACUAUACUCACAAUCCUUAUAUGUAUGGUCAUCAGUAG
Bursaphelenchus okinawaensis is the source of this 2481-nucleotide messenger RNA. NCBI's taxonomy places the organism in Eukaryota, Metazoa, Nematoda, Chromadorea, Rhabditida, Aphelenchoididae. The record is from the annotation of a GenBank genome assembly.